AUGUUCCCCAUAGUUGCGAACACGAUCAUUCGCUCGGUUCACAAUUUCGUACAUUCCACCGCCGGGAUUCGUAUCGCAGGUUUGAGCUGCAUUAAUGGCUAUAAUUGUGACACCUUCGGCGGUUUAUUUGCCACCGAGUCGCCGCCUACCGUCGGCUCGACCAAUGUGGUCGCCAUAACGGCGCCGCGAAUGUCGACUCCACGCCUCAAUCGGGCACUCCGCUUAGCACGUGGUCUGGCCUUUGGCCGCGUGGCCAUUUGCCAAAUGUCGCGGCCAAACGUAACGGAUAGAGAUUCUUCU
Molecule: messenger RNA, 300 nt
Organism: Iphiclides podalirius (scarce swallowtail)
Lineage: Eukaryota; Metazoa; Arthropoda; Insecta; Lepidoptera; Papilionidae
Source: the annotation of a GenBank genome assembly